Molecule: messenger RNA, 1584 nt
Organism: Lathyrus oleraceus (garden pea)
Lineage: Eukaryota; Viridiplantae; Streptophyta; Magnoliopsida; Fabales; Fabaceae
Product: vesicle-associated protein 1-2
Exons: 12
Coding region: 178-1341 (387 amino acids)
Biological process (GO): endoplasmic reticulum membrane organization
Cellular component (GO): plasma membrane; endoplasmic reticulum membrane
Source: RefSeq, a predicted model, not a curated record
UUAGAAAUUUCACUCAAUCUUCUUGUUUUAUUCUCUGCAAACCGUCCCUAUUCACAUUACAGCAUUCACAUGUUUAUGGUCAACGAUCCAAAACUAAGAGUUCCACAGACUACUCUUAUCUCUUGACAUUAAACACAUCGAAAUUUAAAAAAAAAAAAAACAACAUUUUGUGAAAAAAUGGGACAAACGGUUUCUUAUGCUUCAUCCUCAGCUUCUAAAUUGUUGCGGUUUGUUAUUCCACAUCGUUAUGUUUCUCCAUUGGAUUGGGGUUAUGAAAAAUUGAAUAAUCAAGAUGAUAGUUUCCAUCUCCAGAUUCAUCCUCAAGAGCUGCAAUUUCCAUUUGAGUUGAAGAAGCAGAUAUCUUGCUCCUUGCAGUUGUCUAACAAGUCAGAUAAUUGUGUAGCUUUCAAGGUUAAGACUACAAAUCAAAAGAAUUAUUGUGUUAAGCCUAACAGUGGAGUUGUGUUGCCCAAAUCAACUUUUCAUAUUAGAGUUAUAAUGCAAGCCCAAAAUGAGGCACCUCCUGACAUGCAAUGCCUGGAUAAGUUUCUUUUUCAAAGCAUAGUUGCAAAACACAAAACAUAUCACUCAAAAAAUGGAGCCACCACAAAAGAUAUCACUCCAAAAAUGUUCGAUAAAGAAUCUGGCUAUAAGAUUAAAGAGUGCAAAUUGAGGAUUGUCUAUAUUGCUCCUCCUCAACCACGACCCUCAAUCCGAGAAGAAUCUGAUAAAGAUUCGAAAGUUUCGUAUGAACAUGUUGACCAACUUGAUACUUUAUUUGAGGUACAUCCUCAAGAGCUGCAAUUUCCUUUUGAAUUGAGGAAGCAAAUAUCAUGCUCUUUGCAGUUUUCUAACAAGUCAGAUAAUUACGUGGCUUUUAAGGUUAAGACUACAAAUCAGAAGAGGUAUUGUGUUAGGCCUAAUCAUGGAGUUGUGUUGCCUAGGUCUACUUGUGAUGUCAUAGUUACCAUGCAAGCUCAAAUGGAAACACCUCCUGACAUGCAAUGCAAAGAUAAAUUUCUUAUUCAAAACGUAGUUGCAAAGAUGGGAGCAACCAAAAAAGAUAUCACUUCAGAAAUGUUCAAUAAAAAGUCGGGCUCUAAAGUUGAAGAGUGCAAACUAAAAGUUAUUUAUGUUGAACCUUCUCAACCAUCAUCCACAAUUCAAGGAGGAUCUGACGAAUAUUUUUCUCCUCGCUCAUCUGUCUUUUCAGAUCAGGCAAAUGCGGUUAUUUUGAAAUUAACUGAGGAGAGGGAUAAUGCUAUUGAGCAAAAUAAAAGGCUUGAGCAAGAAUUGGAGCUUUUGAGAAGUGAGGCCAGCAAAGACUAUCAUACAAAAUAGUGUGUGAUGAGAAGAGACACAUGCGAAAAUCUAUGAUAUUCCAUUAGAAAUAUACAAAGUGAUGGCAAAUUGGCAACAAAGAAUCAUGAAGUGAAGUAAUUGCAUCCUAUAUAAUAUAUAUGCCUAAAAACUUUGAACUACCUUGUCAAGAAUUUUGUGAGUCUUUUAUCAUGUUGCAACGAACAGCAAUCUUGCGAAAAUCUUCUAAACUUAACUGCAACAAAGCACAUUAUACUUAAUUAA